UUUAUUGUAUUUUAUAUUUUUGUCAAUUUUUUCUUAAAAUAACGCUGUUAAGGUGGGAUAAAGCCGCUUUAAAAGCAAGAUAAGAAGGCUGCGCUUUCUGUCUUACAGUUUUACAAUUGACAGCGGGCCUCAGCUUGACAAACGUAAACAUUCUUAUCGCAAUAAAUAUGGGCGGACAUCAUCACGGUGAACCCUACACAGUGCCGCAUGCCUCCACCUACAAGGUGGAGAAUGUGCCCCAACUCGUGGAGGUGAAGGAGGCGCUCGGCCGCCAGGGACUGAAGGAUCCAUGGCUGAGGAACGAGGCCUGGCGCUACGAACCCAAGGCCUUUGGCACGCACAGAUCCCGCCUGACCACCUUCAUGUUCCGCGGCCUAGGAGUCGGAUUCUGCGCAUUCCUGGCCACCGUCGCCGUGGAGUAUGGCCUGGGCAUUGGCAAGGGCCAGGGCGGCCAUGGACAUGGUCACGGCCACGAUGAGGGACACCAUUAAAUAGCUAAUUGAUUAAA
Molecule: messenger RNA, 508 nt
Organism: Drosophila kikkawai
Lineage: Eukaryota; Metazoa; Arthropoda; Insecta; Diptera; Drosophilidae
Gene: ND-B12
Product: NADH dehydrogenase [ubiquinone] 1 beta subcomplex subunit 3
Biological process (GO): electron transport chain; mitochondrial respiratory chain complex I assembly
Cellular component (GO): mitochondrion
Source: RefSeq, a predicted model, not a curated record